AUGGUCGAACAAAACAACCCCGCCAAUGGCGGCGAGAACCCAAUUGCGCAGAUCGAACAAGUCGUAAAGGCAUCUCUGAGACCCUUGCCCACCGAGACCGGCGAUGGUACUUACGUCAAGGGUUCCACGACCACCGGACUGGCCAAGGAUCUGAGCCAUGUCGAGCUCAAAGACGUGAAGACGCUGGCGGAAGUAGCUAAAAAUGCGAUCACCGGUGACCCGGUAAAUGACCGGGAGUAUAUUAUGGAGCGAGUGGUUCAGCUUGCGGCAGGCCUACCGGCGACGUCCAAAAAUGGCAAGGAUCUCACGAAUACCUUUCUGAGCACCCUCUGGAAUGAUUUGGAGCAUCCGCCAAUCUCGUAUCUGGGACGGGAUGCCUCUUACCGAAAGGCAGAUGGAUCUGGCAAUAACCCUUUCUGGCCCAACAUUGGUGCUUCUGGUACAGCCUAUGCACGAUCUGUCCGCCCACAGACAAUGCAGCCUGCAGCCCUUCCUGAGCCGGAGACGCUUUUUGACAGCCUUCUAGCUCGGAAGGAGUUCAAAGAACACCCGAACAAGAUCUCUAGUGUGCUCUUCUAUCUUGCAUCUAUAAUUAUUCAUGAUCUUUUCCAAACGGACCCCAGAGAUCAAACAGUAUCCAUGACAUCGUCGUACCUGGACCUGGGUCCACUUUAUGGAAACAAUCAGGAGGAGCAAAAUGCAGUCAGAACCUUCAAGGAGGGAAUGCUCAAGCCAGAUUGCUUUUCCGCCAAGCGAGCCUUGGGAUUCCCUCCUGGUGUUGGGGUCAUGCUUAUUAUGUUCAAUCGUUUCCAUAACUACAUCGCCGAGCAACUUGCACAGAUCAACGAGGGUGGCCGGUUCACAAAGCCAGAUGAGUCGAACACCAAAGCCUACGCUACCUGGGAUAACGACCUUUUCCAGACUGCGCGCCUGGUUACCUGCGGUCUUUAUGUCAACAUCAUUUUGAAAGACUAUGUUCGAACCAUUCUGAAUCUGAACAGGACGGACAGUACAUGGAGCUUGGAUCCUCGAUCGGAGAUGAAAAAUGGUCUCCUCAAGGACGCCGCCAAGCAGGCGACGGGAAACCAAGUUUCGGCCGAGUUCAAUCUUGUCUACCGGUGGCACUCGUGCAUUUCUACUCGUGACCAAAAGUGGUCCGAGGAUUUGUACAGAGAAGUGUUUGUGGGCCAGGACCCGAACAACAUCACCCUCCAACAGUUCACCCGGGGACUCGGAAAGUGGGAGGCGACACUCCCCGAAGACCCCUUUGAGCGUCCUUUUGCCAAGUUGCAGCGCCAGGCUGACGGCCGCUAUGAUGACGAUGACUUGGUUAAGAUCUUUGAAGAAAGCGUGGAGGAUGUUGCUGGAGCGUACGGUGCUUCGAAUGUACCGACUGUCUUCCGCACUAUUGAAGUUCUGGGCAUCAAACAGGCCCGGUCUUGGAACAUGGCCACGUUGAAUGAGUUCCGAUCAUUCUUCAAUUUGCAGCCCUAUCAGACAUUUGAAGAGAUCAACUCGGAUCCAUAUAUUGCCGACCAGCUCAGGCAUCUCUACGACCAUCCAGAUCAGGUGGAACUCUAUCCCGGCCUGAUUGUCGAGGACGACAAAAAGCCUGUGGUACCGGGCAGCGGCUUGUGUACGAACUACACCAUCUCUCGAGCGAUCCUCUCGGACGCGACUACGCUCGUUCGUGGUGAUCGCUUCUAUACCGUUGAUUACACUCCCAAGCACCUUACGAACUGGGCAUAUAACGAAGUCAACUAUGAUACUUCCGUGGACAAUGGCUCAGUUUUCUAUAAGCUAGCCCUCAGAGCUUUCCCCAACCACUUCCGCGGAGACUCGGUCUAUGCACACUUCCCGUUCGUUGUGCCCCACGAGAACAAGAAGAUCCUGACGAGCCUCGGAUAUGGUCUUACAUAUAGCUAUGAUCGACCAACUUACACCGCGCCGCCCCGACUGAUCAACUCCCACGCCGCCUGUAUGUCGAUUCUUGCGGACAAGGAGGCUUUCAGUGUGGUCUGGGGCAAAAAGCUUGAGUUUAUCUUGAGUCGUGAUGGCCAAUCCUACGGCCGCGACUUUAUGCUGUCCGGCGAUCGUCCGCCGAACGUCCAGUCUCGCAAGAUGAUUGGCAAUGCCCUGUACCGGGAUAAGUGGAGGGAAGAGGUUCGGUCAUUCUACCAGGAAAUCACCUUGCAACUCCUGCAGAGAAACUCAUACAAGAUUGCCGGUAUGAACCAGGUCGACAUUGUCCGUGAUGUGUCCAACCUCGCCCAGAUCCAUUUCUGUGCCCACAUCUUCUCGCUCUCACUAAAGACGGAGUCAAACCCCCGCGGCGUGUUUACUGAGCAGGAGCUGUACCAGAUAAUGGCUCUGGUGUUCACUUGCAUCUUCUACGACGUCGACGUCACUAAAUCCUUCCAGCUCGAGCAGGCCUCCCGAAAGGUAGCGCAGCAGCUUGGUGAAUUGGUUAUGGCGAACGUCGAGCUCAUCGAAAAGGCUGGUUUCAUUGCGAACAUUGUCAAUCGUCUUCAUCGCCACGAUGCCCUGUCCGACUACGGCGUCCACAUGAUCCAGCGUCUGCUGGACAGCGGGUUGCCGCCGAAGGAGAUUGUGUGGACGCAUAUUCUUCCGUCAGCCAGUUCGAUGGUUGCCAACCAGGCCCAACUGUUCAUUCAGUGCUUGGACUUUUACUUGGAGCCGGAGAAUGCGCAUCACCUUGCUGAGAUCCAGCGUCUGUCAAAGGAGGAUACCCCCGAGUCGGAUGAGCUGCUUUUGCGAUACUUUAUGGAAGGUGGCCGGAUUCGAUCGUCAGUUGCGCUGCCCCGAGAGGUUGCAAAGCCGACUGUCAUCGACGACAAUGGCGAGAAGGUCACCCUCAAGACUGGCCAGCAGAUUUACGUCAACCUGGUUUCCGCGAGCCACGACCCCAAGGCUUGGCCGGACCCCGAACAGGUCCGCCUGGACCGUGAUCUGAGUCAGUAUUCUCACUUUGGCUUUGGUCCGCAUCAAUGUCUCGGGCUUGGCGUGUGCCAGGUGGCACUGCCCACUAUGCUGCGCGUAGUUGGGCAACUGAAGAAUCUCCGCCGGGCUCCUGGCCCACAGGGCCAAUUGAAGAAACUCUCAGCCCUUGGGGGCCUAACUAUGUAUAUGGAUGCGGAACAUAGUAUGGUCUCGCCGUAUCCUUCGACUAUGAAGGUUCAGUGGGAUGGGGAACUGCCCAAGGCGGAUAAUUAA
Molecule: messenger RNA, 3234 nt
Organism: Penicillium canariense
Lineage: Eukaryota; Fungi; Ascomycota; Eurotiomycetes; Eurotiales; Aspergillaceae
Product: peroxidase/cytochrome P450 family protein
Exons: 7
Coding region: 1-3234 (1077 amino acids)
Biological process (GO): response to oxidative stress
Molecular function (GO): monooxygenase activity; heme binding; iron ion binding
Source: RefSeq, a predicted model, not a curated record